Molecule: messenger RNA, 1623 nt
Organism: Dendrobium catenatum
Lineage: Eukaryota; Viridiplantae; Streptophyta; Magnoliopsida; Asparagales; Orchidaceae
Product: charged multivesicular body protein 7
Exons: 8
Biological process (GO): vesicle budding from membrane; late endosome to vacuole transport via multivesicular body sorting pathway
Cellular component (GO): multivesicular body; ESCRT III complex; cytoplasmic side of plasma membrane
Source: RefSeq, a predicted model, not a curated record
CAUUAAUGUUUAGCUAUAAAUUUCUUCUUGUUAUAUAAAAAUAUUUUUGAUUAAUUUUUUUGAUAUUAAGUUAUGCUAAAACAUAACGAGCAUAAAAAGUUUACUGUCUAAUUUUUUUAUAAAAAAAUUUAAAUUCUGACAACAGCUUUCAGAAGACGAGCAAAUCGAACGUCAGCGAACCCUAGUUCACUAUUGGAAGUGAGGGCCUCCCUAUGCUUCUGUUCGGCAGAUUUCUUGAUGAAUUUUGAGUUUUAAUACACCUCAAUAGAUCUGAAAUUGGACGAAUUUCCAUCCGAUAUUUCUGAUUUGGAUAUUGGAGGGAAAACUUACAGCAUCUAAGUUAUCAAUGCACGCAAUUAACCCUCUUGAGAGGUGACGUGCGAUGUCAAAAUCCUCUAUUGUCAUUGAGAUGUGUGUCCAUUUCUCCUCAAAUCUCUUUGCAAACUAAUCGGUUCUUUGAUGACGAGUUCUUCGACGUCCUUAUCCGUUUCGUCCGUGAGCGACUUGGUGAAGAACGAAGUGCCAGAUUGGGACGAUGAGGUUGUGGCUACUGCGCGUUUCAAAGCCUUCAGUGGCCAGAGAUCGGAUUGGGAGCCUCGUUUCCUCUUCUGGAGAGAUCUCAUCCUUAAGGUUGCUCGCAAUCUCGGCGUUUGCGUCGUCCGAAUCUCUGAGUUGAAAAAUACUUGGUUUUCUCGGGGAGGCCUGACACCUUUAUGCAUGGAACAAGUUCUGCACGAAAUGCAUCUCAAUGGGGACAUUCUAUUAAGAAGGGAACUAAGCAAUCCGACUAGUGGACGUCUCUCUCGGUUGUUCAGGAGGGCAGGACAGAUUUUGGGCACUUUUAGAUCAAUUUCUCUGGAAGAUAACUCCGAUGAUACUUUUAUUCUUAGGGUACUGCUGCAGGAAAGAGCUGCUGAUGUUAUUAAAACCUUAAGUGCAAGCAACUGGACGGCUACAUGCGUCAUUACUAUGAAGAACUUUCAAAGUCUCUGCAAGGGCUCUCAAGAAACUUCUGCCAUUUUGUCUCACCUAUGUGAAACUAGACAGGCAUACUAUUUGUCAGUGAGGAAGAAUGAGUUUAUUGAGGGUGUAAAGCUUUCCCUUACUUCAGCAUCUAUUAAAGCGGUCACAGACCUUGACUAUGAUCUUUUGCACUUGUUCUGGACAAGAGAGAAGUUGCUGCAGCAAGUUGACACAGUCGGUCAACGAUGGGAGAACUCUAGAAAAAUGGCAGCAGCUUCUCUGAGAUCAGGAAACAAACAGGCUGCUUAUAGACAUAUACGACAGGCCAAGUUGUUUUCAGAGAAUAGGGCUAAAUGCAUAUCAUUUUUAGAGCGAGUUGAAGAAGUUCUAUCUGUAAUUACAGACACCAACUCCACAAAGAUGGUAUCUGAAGCUAUGCAAAUUGGUGCCAAAGCAAUUAAGGAAAACAUGCUCAAUGUGGAAGAAGUCAAUGUUCAACUUCAGCAACUUGAUGAGUUCAUUACCGAUCAAAAGCAAAUUAAUGAAGCCAUAGAAAGAAUGCCACUUCAGUCUGUAGAUUUCGGAAAUGAUGAUGUUGAGGAUGACUUCAUGAAACUUGAGAUGGAGCUGGCUGAUGAAAUACCUCAGCGCCAAAUCCAG